UGUAAAUCGUGAUCCUGUAUAAACACUACCUGAAGAAAUAUAUUUCUGAUUGAAAUAUGCAAUCGAAUACCCUGCUUCCGUAAAAUGAAAUCAAAAUGGAGAAUUGCUUUCUUCUGCUGCUCUCGGUGGCGAGUUUACUAAAUAUGGCUCUUGGAGAAUACACCACAUCCAAAUGCUAUGGCAACCAUUUCAUGAACUCACAAUGUCCAGGAUCAGGCAGAGUGAUAGCCGUUAAAAAACUACAGUACGGCAUGAAGUGGUAUAUCAGCGAUGAGUGUCCCAAAAACAUAGAGUCGGUACAACAUGGCAAUACCACGACAUGCUGUCAGAAUGAGGAGGGUGAUUGUUUAAGAAACAUCACAGAUUAUAAUGAUAAGUACCUGUACUUAUCACGCUUGUCGAGACUACCAGGUAUAACACAAAACACUGCUACUCCAAGGCAAUAUAUGACAUGUACUAACAACACCCGCACUUACUCCAACUAUGUUCAAGUUGUCUUUGAUUGUGUCGAAGAAAAGAGAAUCAAGAACUUUUGCAAUUAUCAGAGGUUUGUAUCAGUAAAUGGGACCGUUUACUUGUAUCGGAAACCUUAUUAUUCAAUUCAAGAGUCUUGUGAGUGUACAUUUGAAUCGACCAGCGAUUCGACCAUUCAAGUUUUGGCGAUUGAUGUUCGCCUUCAGCCAGUGUUGAACAUUGCGGAUAGUAACUAUACUGGAGAAUGUUUCAAUUAUUCCACAAAUCGUCUAACUUUUAACGAUCCAAACAAUAAUUCCAAAGUCUUUGAAUGUGAAAAUAGGACCAUCUAUUCGGAAUAUGAACCUAUCUAUUCUUCAAGUGGAAAGGUGCUGAAUGUCUCGUAUACAGAAGACGGGCCAGAGGCACAACAGAUAUGGAUUCUUGUACAAGCCAGCAAAGGAAAGCUUGAAGUGGAAUGUAAUCCUAAGCUAUCAACAACUACAACCUUUACGACGCCAGCUACUUCUGCUGGUGGUGGAAUAACAUCAAAACACACAAACAGCCCAAAUAAUACUAAUAAUCAUACACCUGGAGGCCACGGACACGGCAACAACAUAAAAACAACAAACAUACCGGGUAAAAAGGACCCAGCUCUUGGAGAAUACACCACAUCCAAAUGCUAUGGCAACCAUUUCAUGAACUCACAAUGUCCAGGAUCAGGCAGAGUGAUAGCCGUUAAAAAACUACAGUACGGCAUGAAGUGGUAUAUCAGCGAUGAGUGUCCCAAAAACAUAGAGUCGGUACAACAUGUCAAUACAACGACAUGCUGUCACUAUGAGGAGGGUGAUUGUUUAAGAAACAUCACAGAUUAUAAUGAUAAGUACCUGUACUUAUCACGCUUGUCGAGACUACGAGUUAUAUCACAAAACACUGCUACUCCAAGGCAAUAUAUGACAUGUACUAACAACACCCGCACUUACUCCAACUAUGUUCAAGUUGUCUUUGAUUGUGUCGAAGAAAAGAGAAUCAAGAACUUUUGCAGUUAUCAGAGGUUUGUAUCAGUAAAUGGGACCGUUUACUUGUAUCGGGAACCUUAUUAUUCAAUUCAAGAGUCUUGCGAGUGUAGAUUUGAAUCGGCCAGCGAUUCGACCAUUCAAGUUUUGGCGAUUGAUGUUCGCCUUCAGCCAGUGUUGUACAUUCCGGAUAGUAACUAUACUGGAGAAUGUUUCAAUUAUUCCACAAAUCGUCUAACUUUUAACGAUACAAACAAUAAUUCCAAAGUCCUUGUAUGUGAAAAUAGAACCAUCUAUUCGGAAUAUGAACCUAUCUAUUCUUCAAGUGGAAAUGUGCUGAAUGUCUCGUAUACGGAAGAUGGACCAGAGUCACAACAGAUAUGGAUUCUUGUACAAGCCAGCAAAGGAAAGCUUGAAGUGGAAUGUAAUCCUAAGCUAUCAACAACAACAACCUUUACGACGCCAGCUACUUCUGCUGGUGGUGGAAUAACAUCAAAACACACAAACAGCCCAAAUAAUACUAAUAAUCAUACAUCUGGAGGCCACGGACACGGCAACAACAUAAAGACAACAAACAUACCGGGUAAAAAGGACCCAGCUCUUGGAGAAUACACCACAUCCAAAUGCUAUGGCAACCAUUUCAUGAACUCACAAUGUCCAGGAUCAGGCAGAGUGAUAGCCGUUAAAAAACUACAGUACGGCAUGAAGUGGUAUAUCAGCGAUGAGUGUCCCAAAAACAUACAGUCGGUACAACAUGUCAAUACAACGACAUGCUGUCAGUAUGAGGAGGGUGAUUGUUUAAGAAACAUCACAGAUUAUAAUGAUAAGUAUCUGUACUUAUCACGCUUGUCGAGACUACCAGUUAUAUCACAAAACACUGCUACACCAAGGCAAUAUAUGACAUGCACUAACAACAAUCGUACUUACUCCAAUUAUGUUCAAGUUGUCUUUGAUUGUGUUGAAGCAGAGAGAAUCAAGAACUUUUGCAGUUAUCAGAGGUUUGUAUCAGUAAAUGGGACCGUUUACUUGUAUCGGGAACCUUAUUAUUCAAUUCAAGAGUCUUGCGAGUGUAGAUUUGAAUCGGCCAGCGAUUCGACCAUUCAAGUUUUGGCGAUUGAUGUUCGCCUUCAGCCAGUGUUGUACAUUCCGGAUAGUACCUAUACUGGAGAAUGUUUCAAUUAUUCCACAAAUCGUCUAACUUUUAACGAUGGAAACAAUUCAAGUUUCUUUGAAUGUGAAAAUAGGACCAUCUAUUCGGAAUAUGAACCUAUCUAUUCUUCAAGUGGAAAUGUGCUGAAUGUCUUGUAUACGGAAGAUGGGCCGGAGGCACAACAGAUAUGGCUUCUUGUACAUGCCAGCAAAGGAAAGCUUGAAGUGGAAUGUAAUCCUAAGCUAUCAACAACAACAACCUUUACGACGCCAGCUACUUCUGUUGGUGGUGUAAUAACAUCAAAACACACAAAUAGCCCAAAUAAUACUAAUAAUCAUACAUCUGGAGGCCACGGACACGGCAACAACAUAAAGACAACAAACAUACCGGGUAAAAAGGACCCAGCUCUUGGAGAAUACACUACAUCCAAAUGCUAUGGCAACCAUUUCAUGAACUCACAAUGUCCAGGAUCAGGCAGAGUGAUAGCCGUUAAAAAACUACAGUACGGCAUGAAGUGGUAUAUCAGCGAUGAGUGUCCCAAAAACAUAGAGUCGGUACAACAUGGCAAUACCACGACAUGCUGUCAGUAUGAGGAGGGUGAUUGUUUAAGAAACAUCACAGAUUAUAAUGAUAAGUAUCUGUACUUAUCACGCUUGUCGAGACUACCAGUUAUAUCACAAAACACUGCUACUCCAAGGCAAUAUAUGACGUGUGCUAACAACAAUCGUACUUACUCCAACUAUGUUCAAGUUGUCUUUGAUUGUGUCGAAGAAAAGAGAAUCAAGAACUUUUGCAGUUAUCAGAGGUUUGUAUCAGUAAAUGGGACCGUUUACUUGUAUCGGAAACCUUAUUAUUCAAUUCAAGAGUCUUGUGAGUGUACAUUUGAAUCGACCAGCGAUUCGACCAUUCAAGUUUUUGCGAUUGAUGUUCGCCUUCAGCCAGUGUUGAACAUUGCGGAUAGUAACUAUACUGGAGAAUGUUUCAAUUAUUCCACAAAUUGUCUAACUUUUAACGAUCCAAACAAUAAUUCCAAAGUCUUUGAAUGUGAAAAUAGCACCAUCUAUUCGGAAUAUGAACCUAUCUAUUCUUCAAGUGGAAAUGUGCUGAAUGUCUCGUAUACAGAAGACGGGCCAGAGGCACAACAGAUAUGGAUUCUUGUACAAGCCAGCAAAGGAAAACUUGAAGUGGAAUGUAAUCCUAAGCUAUCAACAACAACAACCUUUACGACGCCAGCUACUUCUGCUGGUGGUGGAAUAGCAUCAAGACACACAAACAGCCCAAAUAAUACUAAUAAUUAUACAUCUGGAGGCCACGGACACGGCAGCAACAUAAAGACAACAAACAUACCGGGUAAAAAGGACCCAGCUCUUGGAGAAUACACCACAUCCAAAUGCUAUGGCAACCAUUUCAUGAACUCACAAUGUCCAGGAUCAGGCAGAGUGAUAGCCGUUAAAAAACUACAGUACGGCAUGAAGUGGUAUAUCAGCGAUGAGUGUCCCAAAAACAUAGAGUCGGUACAACAUGGCAAUACCACGACAUGCUGUCAGUAUGAGGAGGGUGAUUGCUUAAGAAACAUCACAGAAUAUAAUGAUAAGUACCUGUACUUAUCACGCUUAUCGAGACUACCAGUUAUAUCACAAAACACUGCUACUCCAAGGCAAUAUAUGACAUGCGUUAACAACACCCGUACUUACUCCAACUAUGUUCAAGUUGUCUUUGAUUGUGUCGAAGAAAAGAGAAACAAGAACUUCUGCAGUUAUCAGAGGUUUGAAUCAGUAAAUGGGACCGUUUACUUGUAUCGGGAACCUUAUUAUUCAAUUCAAGAGUCUUGCGAGUGUAGAUUUGAAUCAGAAAACGCUUCAACCAUUCACGUUUUUGCGAUUGAUGUUCGCCUUCAGCCAGUGUUGAACAUUCCGGAUAGUAACUAUACUGGAGAAUGUUUCAAUUAUUCCACAAAUCGUCUAACUUUUAACGAUACAAACAAUAAUUCCAAAGUCCUUGUAUGUGAAAAUAGCACCAUCUAUUCGGAAUAUGAACCUAUCUAUUCUUCAAGUGGAAAUGUGUUGAAUGUCUCGUAUACGGAAGACGGGCCAGAGGCACAACAGAUAUGGAUUCUUGUACAAGCUAGUAGAGGAACGCUUGAAGUGGAAUGUAAUCCUAAGCUAUCAACAACAACAACCUUUACGACGCCAGCUACUUCUGCUGGUGGUGGAAUAACAUCAAAACACACAAACAGCCCUAAUAAUACUAAUAAUCAUACAUCUGGAGGCCACGGACACGGCAACAACAUAAAGACAACAAACAUACCGGGUAAAACGGACCCAGGUUCUUCAAAUUCCGAUCACGUGGAAAAUGGAAGUGGAUCCUCAGCCCGAGCUGAAAGGCGGGCGGUACAAAAUGCAGUGUUGUACACCGUAAUUGGAGUAGCCGCAUUGGCGGCUCUGUUAAUCGUCAUGGCGGGGGUCUUCGUGAGAAGAACCAGAAGGUCAACAAAACAGCGUCGGAAAGUAAAUGCGAUCAUGGUGCGUUCCGAUUCAUCCAUUCUCACACUGGAAAAACUCCCACGAGAAAUAAUUGGUCAAGAAAAUUUGGGCUACACCGACCACUUGUACUAAAUAAAAGCGAGCAUUAUUUCAUCUCAAAUGGAUAGCUACAUGUACCUUCAACAUCACAAAUAUGGAAUAAACGAAAAAUAACGGGGAACCUAUUUUCAUGGAUUUAUGUGUUUGUGGAUAUAUUAUAUAGUGACAUAUUGGUUUGUAUUAUCCAAGAUUCGUCUUGGACUUGUAUUUGAUUUUUUUUUAGUUAUGGACCUUUCAUUUUGGAGGCGGUUGUGAUUUAGCGUCUAGGAUAAUGUCAUGUCGUGCCAGUUUACUGGAAAUUUUCUAUACAGUAUGUAUAUUAAUUAUGAUUAAUAUCAGAUUUCACAAUAACUGUACAUUUUUAAUUGAUCUUAUUGCAUGUAAAUUUUGCAUGUAAAACAUAGAAAUCAAUGCCAGACAAAAAUUGUGAUGUCAUUCUAGCUUUUCGUGCAUUUGUCUCCCUCACACAAAUAUGUAUAUAGAUACAUGUAUAUGUACAUAAAUAUCAGAAUAAUUUAUUAAUAAACAGAUUCAAAGAAUUAUUUUUUUGCAUUUUUUUUUUAUUUGUCAGUUAUCUGUGUAAAAAAAAAAGCUAUAAUGAAAUACAAUGUAUUCCAAUGAAAACUCAUUGUUAAUAUACAACAAGUGUAUAGUUAAAUAUAGUUGAACACAAUUUAGGAUUAAGUUGAAAACACAUUUGAAAUUGAUCUGUGACUCUUAAAGUUAACAGUAACCCACAAAAACAGUUUGUCUUCAACUGUUUUUAAAAACAACUGUGGCAGUGUUUAUACAGAUAUUGUAAUGCCUUAACAGUAUCAAGUUCACAUGUAUGAAAUGUACAGAUAAUUUGCUGCCCACUAUAAAAUGCUACUUCUUCACAUCUUCUAAGCAGCAUGGCGCUUUCUUUUUACAGUACCUAUCUAAGAGGAUCUAAAAAAUAAAAAUAUCAACAACAAAAUGGCUGAAGAUGACUAAAGAAAGUUUUGUGAUGUUCAACACUUAAAGUGACCCUACACAUGUACAAAAACAUUUUUUUUCCUUCAGU
This is a messenger RNA of Magallana angulata, 6246 nucleotides long. RefSeq lists its product as uncharacterized. The transcript has 19 exons. NCBI's taxonomy places the organism in Eukaryota, Metazoa, Mollusca, Bivalvia, Ostreida, Ostreidae. Bases 96 to 5234 code for a protein of 1712 amino acids. The record is from RefSeq and is a predicted model, not a curated record.